AUGAUUGAAGGUGAUGAAGAAGUGAAGGAAAACAUGGGGUGGAGCCAAGUGAUGGAGGAGGCGACGGCAGCAGCAGCAUUAUGUGGAGCUCGACGAGGAAGAAAACGUUACGUUGGGGUGAGACAACGACCAUCGGGGCGAUGGGUGGCCGAAAUUAAAGACACCAUACAGAAGAUUAGAGUGUGGUUGGGCACUUAUGAUACUGCUGAACAAGCUGCAAGAGCUUAUGAUGAAGCCGCUUGCUUGCUCCGUGGAGCCAAUACUCGAACAAAUUUCUGGCCUUGUUCCCCAUCUUCAAAAUCAGUUCUUCCUUCAAAGAUCACGAAUCUUCUCUUGCUUCGGCUUAAAGCUAGGAACAAUAAUGUCAAUGCUUCUACUACUUCAAUGGUUACCACUUCGCUUGUUAGCCUGCAGGUUCAAGAAACUGCAAAUGCUAUAGAAGAUCAUACUCGUAGCAGCCAGUUUGAUGAUUUCUUCAACGUGCCUGAAGAUUGCACCGUUAAUACUGAAAAUAGUGAUAGUGCUACAUUUACCACUAGUACUACGACGAUUACUAGUGAUUACAUGAUGGAUUGUUUUGACACAAGUUUCAGUUCUCGUGCAGAAGAUAACUGGAGCAACGUUGAUGGCGACAACAGUAGUCAUGAGGAAGAGAAGAAAUUAGAGGGACAAGUAGUUGAAGAAGAGAUUAAUACGGAAGUGAUGGAUUUUGGAUUUGUUGAUGAUCUAGGGAAAUCUUGUCAUUGUUCUCCAUUUGAGAUAGCGGAGGAGAUUAUGAAGCCAAUGCAUGAGGAUUAUCAAAUUCAUGGGGAUCAUGAUCCAGCAAUGCUAACAGAGACCAUGAAGAGGAUGAAGUAUGAGCGUAAUUUCUCAGCAUCGCUAUAUGCUUUCAAUGGUGUAUCUGAGUGUUUAAAACACAAAGAAAAAGGCAAAUCUGAACAUCUAUACACUAACCUCAGAGUUAAUGAAGUGAAGAAGGAAUUAGAUGAGAAGGUGCAAGAACAAGUUGGGACUCCACAGGCAUCAACAGAAAUGGGGUCAUCUACUUCUUCUUCUUCUUCUUCUUCCACCAAGGAAUGUGAUGAUCAAUUCUCUCUUUGGAGCUCUUUAGAUCUUUCUCCUAUCCGCUUCUCCAUAUAG
This is a messenger RNA of Pistacia vera, 1140 nucleotides long. Its product is annotated as ethylene-responsive transcription factor ERN1-like. The coding region runs from base 1 to 1140 and encodes 379 amino acids. NCBI's taxonomy places the organism in Eukaryota, Viridiplantae, Streptophyta, Magnoliopsida, Sapindales, Anacardiaceae. The record is from RefSeq and is a predicted model, not a curated record. Gene Ontology annotation, biological process: regulation of DNA-templated transcription. Gene Ontology annotation, molecular function: DNA-binding transcription factor activity; DNA binding. The transcript has a single exon.